AUACUUUUAAAGAAGAUGGACCUAUCAGAGCCUCAAGAGGAUGCAGCCUUUGUCAGAAGGAGUGAGGCUGAGUUGCUUCUCGAAGAAGAAAUUAUGGGUUCUUUGCAGUGUAUGAUGGCCAAGGAGGAGGAAGCUUAGCAGAUGAACCCUGCAAAGUUUUAAAUGAUUGAAGAAAUGGCAAUGUUGACUCACCUCAUUGAAGUGUCUGUGCUGUAAAACCUCAAGAGGCUCUGUGACCAUUGGAUAACCUAUAUAUAUUCAGGUCUCUUCUGUGUGACCAUAAACCCUUAGAAGUGGCUUUCAGUGUAUCAGAAAGAAGUCCUGCCUGCCUAUAAAGGGGAAGGAUGAUCAGAGGCACCCCCACACCUCUUUGGUGCCAAUAAUGCCUUUCAGGAUAUGCUUCACAGAAAAGAGAAUCAGUCUGUUCUCUUCACAUUAGAAUCUGAUGCUGGAAAGACUGUGAACGCCAAACAUGUUAUACAGUAUUUUGCCACCAUCGCAGCCAUGGGUGAAUCCAGGAAAAAGCUGACAAGUGUUCAAGAUCAAAUCAUGCAAAUGAAUGCUAUCUUGGAAGCAUUUGGAAAUGUCAAAACCCUGAGAAAUGACAACUCUUCUCAUUUUGGCAAAUUCAUCACAAUGUGCUUUGGUGCCAGAGGCAAGCUGUCAUCUGUGUACAUGGAUAUGUAUUUGCUUGAAAAAUCCCAGGUGAUUUUCCAGCAGCCCGAAGAGAGAAAUUACCACAUAGUAUACCAAAUUCUGUCUGGAAAAAAAGAACUUCAAGAUUUGCUCCUGGUGCCUGCAAAUCCCUCUGACUUUCACUUUUGCUUUCAGGAAGUAGAUGCUCUGGAGAGUUUGGAUGAUGCUGAAGAAUUGCUGGCCACGGAUCAAGCCCUGGACAUCUUGGGCUUUCUUCCUGAUAAGAAGUAUGGAUCCUAUAAACUCACUGGAGCCGUCAUGCACUUUGGAAACAUGAAAUUUAAACAGAAGCCCAGAGAGGAGCUAGUGGAAGCAGAUGGCACAGAAAGUGCUGACAAAGCUGCCUUCCUCAUGGGCAUUAACUCCUCUGAGUUGGUGAAGGGAUUGAUCCAUCCUAGAAUCAGAGUUGACAAUGAAUAUGUUACCAGAGGUCAAAUGGUGGAAAAGGUAAGGUGUACUGUUCGUGCUGUGUCCAAAUCAAUAUCUGAAAGGAUGUUCAGGUGGUGGGGGACCCAUACCAGUAGGUCUCUGGAUGCCAGACUGCCAAGGCAGUUCUUCAUUGGCAUCCUUGACAUCACUGGCUUUGAAAUCCUUGAAUAUAAUAGCCUUGAGCAACUUUGCAUUAAUUUUACCAGUGAAAAGAUACAACAGUUCUUUAAUCAACAUGUUUGUCCUGGAACAAGAGGAAAAAAGAAACAAGACAUUGACUAGUUGUCCAUAGACUUUGGUCUGGAUUUGCAAGCCUGCAUAGCUCUCAUUGAGAAGCCAGUGGACAUCCUUUCGAUCUUUGAAGAGGAAUGUGUGUUCCUUAAGGCUACGGACUUUUAAGGCCAGAGCAUUUGACAACCAUUCUGAAAGUCAUUUCAUCUCCAGAAGCCCAACCCUGCUAAGACAAGAAAACAUGAAGUACGAUUUGAACUUGUCCAUUAUGCAGGGGUGCUAAAUGCCUAUGACAUUAGCAGUUGGUUUGAAAAGAACAAAGAUCCUCUUGAUGAAACAGUGGUGGCUGGAUUUCAGAAGACUUCCAUCAGACUCCUGGGAAGCCUUUUUGAAAAUUGCAUCAGUACCAAGAGUGUUUUACAGUUUGGGGAGAAGCAAUGCAAGAAAGGAGCUUCAUUCCAAAUGGUUGCAUCUCUGCAUAAAAUAAUUUUUAAUUGUGGAAACCUAAAUAAAUUGAUGACUAAUCUGAAGUCAACAGCACCUCAUUUUGUGAGAUACAUAAAACCCAAUGUGAACAAAAUGUCAGAUUUAAUGGACCCUUACUUUGUUCUACAGCAGCUGCACUGUAAUGGUGUCUUGGAAGGGAUUGGAAUAUGCUGUGAAGGUUUUCCAAACCGACUGCUGUAUGUUGACUUUAAACAAAGGUACUGCAUUCUGAACCUGAAGGCCUCUCCAGAGCAGAAGUUUAUGAACAGCAGAAAAGCAGCUGAAGAACUACUGGGCUCCUUGGAGAUACACCAUACCCAGUACCACUUUGGAAUCACUAAGGUUAUUUUUAAAGCUGACUUUCUGGGCCAACUAGAAGCAAUGAGAGAUGAGAGAAUAUCUAAAGUUGUCACACUCUACCAAACCACAGCACAGGGAGAACUGAUGCAAAUCAAAUUCCAGAAGAUUCUGGGGGAGAGGGAUGCACUUCUGAUCCGGUGGAACAUAAGAACUGCUUAGAUGGAUGUGAAGAGCUGGCUCUGGAUGAAGCUCUUCUUCAAAAUCAAGCCUUUUGUUAAAUCUGGUGGAGUAGAAAAGGAGACAGCCAGACUGAAAAAGGAGUGUGUGCAACCGAGGAGAGCCUUGGAGAAAUCAGAAUCUCAGAGGGAGGAACUGAAAGCAAAGCAAGUUUCCCUCAUCCGAAAAAAUGAACUGCUUCUUUAGCUGCAGGCUGAGCAAGAGACCCUGGCAAACAUUGAAGAGGAGUGUGAGACACUGAUUAAAUCCAAGAUCCAGCUGGAGGCCAGAGCCAAGGCACUGCCUGAGAGGGUGGAGGAAGAAGAGGAGAUAAAUUCUCAACAGACUGCCAAGAGGCUGAAACUCAAAGAUGAAUGUUCUGAGUUGAAGAAAGAAAUCAAUGACCUGGAAAUAAUAUUGGCAAAGUCAGAGAAGGAGAAGUGUGCUACAGAGCAAAAGGUACAUUUCCUGCAAAAACCUGAGGAUACAGAGUCUCCAAAUGAGGAUGUCAGCAGACUUCCCAGAGCAACCAAGGUUAUGCAAGGGACCCACUGGCAGACCUUGGAUGAUCUGCAGGCAGAGGAAGGGAAACUCAUCAACUUGAGCAAAGAAAAGUUGAACUUGGAACAGCAAGUUGAUGCACUAUAAGCUAGCUUUGAGACUGCCUUUGGGCAGGAAAGAGAAGUGAGAAUGAACUGUGAAAGGGAAAAGCACAAACUAGAGGGUGAUUUAAAGCUGAACCAGGCAAGUAUGGAGAACCUGGAGAGCAGCCAGUUGCACCUAGCAGAAAAGUUGAGGAAGAAAGAAUUAGAAAUGAGUCAAAUGAAUUCAAGGAUGAUGAAUGAGAAAGGCCUGGUGGCUCAGCUUCUGAAGAUGGUGAAAGAGCUCCAGACGCAGAUACAGGAUUUGAAAGAAAAGCUGGAAGCUCAAAGGACUACUUGAGCCAAGGUGGAGAGGAAGAGAAUAGAACUCACCAAGCUUCAUUUGGUUCCUUCUGCAACCCAGGCUAAUGCUGAGAAGAUCUGUAUUCUCUAUGACGAGUGCUUGAAUGAAGCAAAUGCAAAAAUGGAUGAGGUGAUUCAGCUGGCAAAUGACUUGACAGCACAGAAGACAAAGCUACAGAGUGAGAAUGGUGAGUUCAUAAGGAGCCUGGAGGAAAAGGAGAGUCCAAUAAACCAGUUUUCCAGGGAAAAGAGAGCCUUCAUUUGGCAACUGGAAGAGAAGACCAAACCACAGAGGGCCGUGGCCCAUGGCCUGCAGUCAGCCAUGUGUGACUGUGACCUGCUGUGAGAGCAGGAUGGGAAGGAACAAGAGGCCAAGGCUGAGCUGCCCCAGCCCAAUCCGAAGGCAAUGCUAAUGGUGCAGUGGAGGAUGAAGCAUGAAAACGAUGCCAUCGAGGGAACUGAAGACUUGGAGGAUGCCAAGAAGAAGCAGACAGUGACAUUGCAAAAGGCUGCCGAAGCCAUGGGGGCGGCCGGUGCCAGAAAUGCCUCCCUGGAGAAGGCCAGGCACUGACUGCAGCUUGAGCUUGGGGAUGUCAAGUCUGAUUUGGGGAAGGCCCGCUCCAUAGCAGCUGUGCUGGACCGGAAGCUGCGCCUCUUUGACAAGGGCCUCGCUAACUGGAAACGGAAACAUGAGGUUUCACGGGCAUUGCUGGAUGCCUCUCAGAAGGAGGCACAGGCUCUCAGCACCAGGCUCCUUGAGCUCAAGCAUGCCUGUAAGGAGAGCACUGUGAGCCAGGAGGCACUCAGGAGGGAGAACAAGAACCUCCAAGAGAUUUCUGAUCUGACAAACUAGAUCAGAGAAGGAAACAAGAACUUAAUUGAAAUGGAAAAGGUCAAGAAACGGAUUGGACAAAAGAAGACUGAAGUCGAUGCAGCACUGGAAGAAGCAGAAGAAACUCUAGAACCUAAUGAAAGCAAGAUUCUUCGUUUCCAGCUUGAACUUUUGGAAGCCAAAGCAUAACUCAAAAAAAAGCUUUCAGAAAAAGAUGAAGAAAUAGAAAAUUUUAGGAGGAAUCAGCAGUGUGCUAUUGACUUCCUGCAGCCUAGUCUGGAUUCUGAAGCUAAGAACAGAACCGAGGCUACCUGACUGAAGAAGAAGAUGGAAGGGGACCUCAAUGAGAUGGAACUUCAGCUUAGUCAUGCCAGUUGGCAGGUGUCAGAUGCAACCAAACCCCUGGGCCAGCUUCAGAUUCAAAUCGAGGACCUUCAAGUGCAGCUAUACAGCAGCACAUGCUUGAACAGUGAUCUGAAGGAGCAGGUGGCUGCGGCUGAGCAGUGCAACUCUCUGACAUCUCACGAAAGAUUAUGCACCAUACCUUUAAACACAAGCCUACUUAGCCAGAAAAAGAAAUUGGAAGUCGAUGUUGCCUAGAUGCAGAAAGAAGCCAAAGAGAUGGCGCAGGUUUGCCAAAAUGCAGAAGAGAAGGCCUCUGGGAUGGUUGCCCAAGCAGCAAGCAUGUCAGAAGAAUUGAAGAAGGAGCAAGAUAAUGAUGCUCCCUUGGAGAGGAUGAGAAAGAAUAUGAAAGACCUACAAAAAAGACUAAAUGAGGCUGAACAGACUUCCCUGAAGGGGAGCAGAAAGCCAAUCCAGAAACUAGAAUCCAGAGUCACGAUUUGGUUGCUGGUUGGUGAACUGGAAGGUGAGCUGGAAGGUGAAGCCUGGUGCAGUCUUGAGGCCCGGGGAGCAAGCUGGACUCUCAAAGAGCUAACCUAUCAGGCAGAGGUAGACAAGAAAAAUCUGGGCAGGAUGUAGAUGCUGAUGGAUAAACUUCAGCUAAAUGUACAAAGUUACAAGCAGUAACUUUGUAAGACAGAAGCACAAGCUAAUCAAUAUCUUUCCAAGUAUAAGCAGCAGCAACAUGAGCUGAAUGAAGCUAAGGAAAGGGCAGAGAUAGCAGAAUCUCAGGUCAAUAAACUCAAGAUUAAAGCAAAAGAGUUUGGAAAAAAGGUACAACAGAUAUUCAACCCUGUUCUAACCCUUAAAGCAUGUGCAUUUAGUGCCCAUGGCAUGGACUAA
Molecule: messenger RNA, 5379 nt
Organism: Choloepus didactylus (southern two-toed sloth)
Lineage: Eukaryota; Metazoa; Chordata; Mammalia; Pilosa; Megalonychidae
Gene: MYH15
Product: myosin heavy chain 15
Cellular component (GO): myosin complex
Molecular function (GO): cytoskeletal motor activity; ATP binding
Source: RefSeq, a predicted model, not a curated record